Messenger RNA from Microcebus murinus (gray mouse lemur), 1042 nucleotides. RefSeq names its product UTP11 small subunit processome component (gene UTP11). Gene Ontology annotation, cellular component: small-subunit processome; nucleolus. Gene Ontology annotation, biological process: rRNA processing. NCBI's taxonomy places the organism in Eukaryota, Metazoa, Chordata, Mammalia, Primates, Cheirogaleidae. The record is from RefSeq and is a predicted model, not a curated record.
GGUGGUUUUGGCCUGUUUCCGGCAGGAUCAGAGGACGCGGUGGCAGAGGCAGUGCGAACCGGCGUUGUCCUACGAGAUCUUCCAGGUCUGAGCUGACAUGGCGGCGGCUUUUCGGAAGGCGGCUAAGUCCCGGCAGCGAGAACACCGAGAACGAAGCCAGCCUGGCUUUCGAAAACGUCUGGGCCUGCUGGAGAAAAAGAAAGAUUACAAACUUCGUGCAGAUGACUACCACAAGAAACAAGAAUACCUCAGAGCUCUCCGGAAGAAGGCUCUUGAAAAAAAUCCAGAUGAAUUCUACUAUAAAAUGACUCGGGUUAAGCUCCAGGAUGGAGUUCAUGUUAUUAAGGAGACAAAGGAAGAAGUAACUCCAGAACAGCUAAAGCUGAUGAGAACUCAGGAUGUCAAAUAUAUAGAAAUGAAAAGGAUUGCAGAGGCUAAGAAAAUUGAAAGACUAAAAUCAGAGCUCCAUCUGCUGGACUUCCAGGGGAAGCAACAAAAGAAGCAUGUGUUCUUUUUUGACACCAAAAAGGAAGUUGAACAGUUUGAUAUCGCAACUCACCUGCAUACAGCGCCGGAACUAGUCGACAGAGUCUUCAAUAGACCCAGGAUAGAGACAUUGCAGAAGGAAAGAGUGAAGGGAGUUAACCAUCAGACUCGACUUAAGCGGAUAGCUAAAGAAAGGCAAAAGCAAUAUAACUGCCUGACACAGCGGAUUGAGCGAGAGAAGAAAUUGUUCGUUAUUGCACAGAAAAUUCAAACACGCAAAGAUCUUCUGGAUAAAGCUCAGAAGGUGAAGGUGAAGAAAGAAACAGUGAACUCCCCAGCUAUUUACAAAUUUCAGAGUCGUCGAAAACGUUGACAUGUUAUAGAUAAGCCUUAUCUUUCUGCAUUGAAAAUAAUUCUAUUUUUUUCUAGUAACUUCAAAUCCCAUUAGUCUGAAUGACAUGGUUUUCCUGUUUGUAACCAUGAUUUUUUGUCACUCUAACAUUCGAUGUCUAUGAAUAACAUUAUAUCGCCUUCCCUAUGUUUUUGGUUCGUGAAA